AUGAUCCCACCUUCAUUCUCAGAUCUAGGUAAAGAUGCAAGGGAUUUGCUUACCAAAAAAUUUCAUUUUGGACUAUACAAUUUUCAAUGUACUACGAAACACAAUGACAUAGAGUUUAAAGCCAACAUAAGUGAUGGACCGAAACCAAAUAAAAUGUAUUUCGAUCUUCAACAGAAGUUAUCUUACCCAAAGUAUGGUUUGAGUUUGACAAAAAAAUGGGCUUCUAACAAUGUUGUCGAUGCGGAAAUAGCUUUUGAGGAUAAGUUACUCGAUGGUCUAAAGCAAACAUUUAAGAUAUCUCAUGAUCCCUUUCAAAAGCGAUUCCAUGCUAAUCUAAUUAACUGUUUUCGAAAUGAAAAUGUAAACUCGAAUGUUGAAAUGUUUUUCAAGUCUGCUGUGCCUGAUUUAUCACCAUCAGUUGUCAUUAGCUAUCAAGGAUAUUUGAUUGGUGCUGAUGUUAAAUUGGACUGUGAAAAUCGUAUUCUACAAAAGGCUAAUUUUGCUAUUGGUUAUGCUGUACAAGAUUUUGCAUUUCAUGGUUUAAUCACCAAUUGGGGUAAACAAUUUUCAGCCAGUAUAUUUCAACGGAUAACUGAUCGAACUCAUAUAGCAGGUUCAGUGACAUGGAAACGUGUUCCUGAUGAAAUCGCCUGGUCUGCUGGUAUUCAGCAUAUAUUAGAUAAUCGAAAGAAGCAUUCAGUGAAAUUGAGAUUAGAUCAUUGGAAUCAGAUCAGUUUGGCGUUUACAACCUAUUUGACAAAAAGUCUACAGUGUACGCUGAGCGGUGUUUUCAACGGUCCUGAUAUACCUAAAAUGGGUAUUGGUUUUGAAUUGAACUAUUAA
Molecule: messenger RNA, 843 nt
Organism: Trichobilharzia regenti
Lineage: Eukaryota; Metazoa; Platyhelminthes; Trematoda; Strigeidida; Schistosomatidae
Source: the annotation of a GenBank genome assembly